Messenger RNA from Tripterygium wilfordii, 3202 nucleotides. Its product is annotated as vacuolar protein sorting-associated protein 41 homolog. The transcript is spliced from 19 exons. Gene Ontology annotation, biological process: protein targeting to vacuole; endosomal vesicle fusion; cellular response to starvation. Gene Ontology annotation, cellular component: late endosome; HOPS complex. Bases 141 to 2993 code for a protein of 950 amino acids. Gene Ontology annotation, molecular function: protein binding. NCBI's taxonomy places the organism in Eukaryota, Viridiplantae, Streptophyta, Magnoliopsida, Celastrales, Celastraceae. The record is from RefSeq and is a predicted model, not a curated record.
UCCUUGUACAUAAAUAAAUUACACUACCGUUAACCCUCGAAACGGCAAGAGCUCAAACCCAAACCCAAACCCAAACAGAUCUGGUCCCUCAAUAAUUCCUUUCCUUUUCUCGCACCACCAUAGGAAGCAGAAUCCUCCACAUGGCUCCGAUUCCGUCGGAGAACGGCGUCGAAGGAGACGACGAGAGAGAAGAAGACGACGAAGAGGAGGAGGAGGAGGAGGAGGAGGAGGAAGAGGAUGAGGAGGAGCCCAGGCUCAAGUACCUCAGAAUGGGAAGUAGCGUGCCCUCGCUGUUAGCGAGUGACGCUGCUUCGUGCAUCGCUGUCGCUGAGCGCAUGAUCGCGCUUGGGACGCUCGAUGGCAAUGUCCACAUCCUUGACUUUCUCGGGAAUCAGGUUAAAGAAUUUCCAGCUCAUACUGCUGCAGUUAAUGACCUUUCCUUUGAUAUAGAAGGAGAGUACGUUGGAAGCUGCUCAGAUGAUGGAUCUGUUGUUAUAAACAGUCUUUUUACAGAUGAGAAAUUGAAGUUUGACUAUCACCGCCCGAUGAAGGCAAUUGCUCUGGACCCGGAUUACUCUAAAAAAUCAUCUAGAAGAUUUGUUGCUGGUGGUUUAGCUGGUCAUUUAUAUUUUAAUACAAAGAGGUGGCUAGGCUAUCGUGACCAGGUUUUGCACUCUGGUGAAGGUCCAAUACAUGCAGUAAAAUGGAGAACUAGCCUUAUCGCUUGGGCUAAUGACGCAGGUGUGAAAGUCUAUGAUGCUGCCAAUGAUCAGCGUAUAACAUUUAUUGAAAGACCUCGAGGAAGCCCUCGCCCUGAGCUUUUACUUCCUCACUUAGUUUGGCAGGAUGAUACUCUAUUAGUCAUUGGCUGGGGAACAUCUGUGAAAAUUGCAUCAAUAAGAGCAAAUCAGCUUAAAGGAACCAAUGGGACAUAUCGGCAUGUCCCAUUGUCCAGCAUGAACCAGGUGGAUAUUGUGGCAUCUUUUCAAACCAGCUAUUAUAUUUCAGGAAUUGCUCCCUUUGGUGAUUCUUUGGUCAUUCUAGCAUAUAUUCCUGGGGAAGAAGAUGGAGACAAGGAAUUCAGUAGCAUGACGCCAUCGCGACAGCAGGGGAAUGCACAGAGACCUGAAGUACGUAUUUUAACAUGGAACAAUGAUGAGCUCACAACAGAUGCCCUUCCUGUUCAUGGCUUCGAGCAUUACAAGGCAAAGGACUAUUCUCUUGCUCACGCUCCUUUUUCAGGUAGCAGCUAUGCUGGUGGUCAAUGGGCAGCUGGUGAUGAACCGUCAUACUAUAUUGUUUCACCAAAAGAUGUAGUCAUUGUGAAGCCCAGGGAUGCUGAGGAUCAUAUUGCUUGGCUUCUUCAACAUGGAUGGCAUGACAAGGCUUUAGCAGCAGUUGAAGCAGGUCAAGGACGGAGUGAACUCCUUGACGAGGUGGGUUCCAGAUACCUCGAUCAUUUGAUUGUAGAAAGGAAAUAUGCUGAGGCUGCAUCUUUGUGUCCCAAAUUGUUGCGAGGAUCUGCUUCAGCAUGGGAGAGAUGGGUUUUUCAUUUUGCUCAUCUCCGUCAACUUCCUGUAUUGGUUCCAUACAUGCCGACAGAUAACCCCAGACUGCGUGAUACAGCCUAUGAGGUUGCUCUUGUAGCGCUGGCUACAAACCCAUCUUUCCAUAAGGACCUUUUAUCAGCUGUUAAAUCUUGGCCACCUGUCAUAUAUUCUGCAUUGCCUGUUAUAUCUGCCAUUUAUCCUCAGCUGAAUACUUCAUCCAUGACUGAUUCCCUAAAACAGGCACUAGCAGAGCUCUAUGUAAUUGAUGGGCAGUAUGAGAAAGCUUUUUCGCUCUACGCUGAUCUGAUGAAGCCAGAUAUUUUUGAUUUCGUGGAGAAGCAUAAUUUGCAUGAUUUUAUACAUGAAAAGGUUGUCCAACUGAUGAUGAUCGAUUGCAAGCGUGCAGUUCCUUUAUUCAUUCAAUACAGGGACCUAAUCACUCCAUCUGAAGUCGUUUCACAAAUUAUGGGUGCAAAGAAUACAUGUGAUACAAGAUAUUUCUUGCAUUUAUAUCUUCAAUCACUAUUUGAAGCAAAUCCACAUGCUGGAAAGGAUUUUCACGAUAUGCAGGUCGAACUUUACGCAGACUAUGAUCCAAAAAUGCUCCUUCCUUUUCUUCGUAGUAGCCAGCAUUACACACUUGAGAAGGCAUAUGAAAUUUGUGUCAAAAGAGAUCUUCUGAAGGAGCAAGUUUUCAUUCUUGGAAGGAUGGGUAAUUCAAAAAAAGCCCUGGCUGUUAUCAUAAAUAAAUUGGGCGACAUAGAAGAGGCUGUGGAAUUUGUAACUAUGCAGCAUGAUGAUGAACUUUGGGAAGAAUUGAUUAAACAAUGUCUUCACAAACCUGAGAUGGUAGGGAUGUUGUUGGAGCAUACUGUGGGCAAUCUUGAUCCUCUUUACAUUGUGAAUAUGGUGCCCAAUGGCUUGGAGAUACCUCGCCUCAGAGACCGUCUAGUUAAAAUAAUCACUGAUUACAGGACUGAAACAUCUCUUAGACAUGGGUGUAAUGAUAUUCUCAAGGCUGAUAUUGUAAAUCUCUUGGUCAAGUACUACAAAGAAGCUAGACGAGCUAUUUUCUUGAGCAAUGAAGUCGAUUCACGCGUGAAAAGGGAUGACAGUGGUACUUCUCAGUCGAUUGAGAGAAUACCUAGCACGAAAACUGUGGAGGUCAAGUCUAAAACUAGGGGAGGUGCAAGAUGUAGCAUGUGUUUUGAUCCCUUCCAUAUACAAAGCGAGUCAGUGAUUGUGUUUUUUUGUUGUCACUCAUAUCACACAACUUGUCUUAUGGAUUCGAUCAAUACUGUUACUGGCAACAAAAGGACUGGAGCCACUUCCGAGGAAGCUGGGACAGAGUAUGACUAUCAGGAUGAAGAUGAGGAUGAAGAUGAUAAUCAUUCAGAUGUUCCUCACUUGCGAUGUAUCUUAUGUACAACUGCUGUUAGUUAAGUCGGUAAUGUGCAUGCGCUCCUAUUGUAUCUUGCUUUUGUUUUCACUGCCUGUUUGUUUUCGCUGUCUGUGCAUGUAGCAUGCAUCAAUUUUUCCUGAGUAUUGGUUGAGCUCUUAAUUUUUCUUCAUUCUUGGAUAAUAAACACAUGAUAGUUUACGCAUGUGGUGAAUUCCGAUUUUUGACAAUUUUACUUGAGCUUUUGUUUGAA